UCCAGACCUAGACUGGAAAGUUCACUGACUUCUGGGAUCCUCAGCUAAUCCCUUACCUGGGCUGGACUUUGCCAAUAGACAGGGACACUCUCCCUCACCCCUCUUUAGACAGCUGGGAGGCAGAGCUCUGCCAGGAAAUACCAGGCCACUCCUGCCUGGAUUCCCCGCCCACCUCCACUUGUCUGCUGGCCUGCCGACUGAAUCUGGCUGACCCUUGUUUCUCGGAGAAGGAACUGGACCAGCCAGCAGCCUCUAAGAGCUCCUAGACGGUAAGGCCUUUGGCUUUGGCUGGCACAGGGGUGAAGGAGAGCCAGCAGCAUUGAGUGACCAGGCGAAUGUGCCCCCAGGAGAGUUCAUUCCAACCCUCCCAGUUCCUACUGCUGGUGGGGGUCCCAGUGGCAAGUGUCCUCCUUCUGGCCCAAUGCCUUCGAUGGCACUGCCCUAGAAGGCUGCUGGGGGCCUGCUGGACACUGAAUGGUCAAGAGGAACCAGUGUCCCAGCCUACCCCCCAACUAGAAAACGAGGUCUCAAGGCAGCAUCUGCCAGCCACACUGCCAGAGAUGGUUGCCUUCUACCAGGAGCUACACACACCCACUCAAGGCCAGACCAUGGUCCGCCAGUUGAUGCACAAACUGUUGGUGUUUUCGGCUCGAGAGGUGGAUCACCGCGGCGGUUGCCUGAUGCUCCAGGAUACAGGCAUCUCCUUGCUCAUCCCACCAGGUGCUGUGGCUGUGGGCCGCCAGGAGCGGGUGUCUUUGAUCCUGGUGUGGGACCUGUCGGACGCCCCAUCGCUGUCCCGAGCCCAGGGGCUGGUAAGCCCUGUGGUGGCAUGUGGCCCCCAUGGGGCCUCCUUCCUGAAGCCUUGCACUCUCACGUUCAAACACUGUGCCGAGCAGCCCAGCCAUGCUCGCACCUACAGCAGCAACACUACCCUGCUGGAUGCCAAGGUAUGGAGGCCCCUGGGGCGGCCGGGGGCCCACGCCUCCCGGGAUGAGUGUCGCAUCCACCUCUCCCACUUCAGCCUCUACACCUGUGUGCUGGAGGCACCUGUGGGGCGCGAAGCCCGCAAAUGGCUGCAGCUGGCCGUAUUCUGCUCGCCGCUGGUGCCAGGACAGUCCCAUCUGCAACUGCGUAUCUACUUCCUCAACAACACGCCCUGCGCCCUGCAGUGGGCACUGACCAACGAGCAGCCCCAUGGUGGGCGCCUGCGUGGGCCCUGCCAGCUCUUCGACUUCAAUGGGGCUAGGGGCGACCAGUGCCUGAAGCUCACGUACAUCUCAGAGGGUUGGGAGAAUGUGGAUGACAGCAGUUGCCAGCUGGUUCCCCAUCUCCACAUCUGGCAUGGAAAGUGCCCCUUCCGCUCCUUCUGCUUCCGGAGAAAAGCAGCCGAUGAGAAUGAGGACUGUUCAGCACUAACCAAUGAGAUCAUUGUCACCAUGCACACCUUCCAGGAUGGCUUGGAGACCAAGUAUAUGGAAAUCCUCAGAUUCCAGGCAUCAGAGGAGGAAUCCUGGGCAGCACCACCACCUGUUUCCCAGCCGCCCCCAUGCAAUAGGCUGCCCCCAGAGCUCUUUGAGCAGCUGCGGAUGUUGUUGGAGCCAAACAGCAUCACCGGCAAUGACUGGCGCAGACUGGCCUCCCACCUGGGGCUUUGCGGCAUGAAGAUCCGGUUCCUGUCCUGCCAGCGCAGCCCCGCAGCGGCCAUCCUGGAGUUGUUUGAGGAGCAGAACGGCAGCCUGCAGGAGCUGCACUACCUCAUGACCGUCAUGGAGCGGCUAGACUGCGCCUCCGCCAUCCAGAACUACCUGAGUGGGACACACGGCGGCAGCCCAGGCCCCGAGCGCGGGGGCGCCCGGGAUAACCAGGGCCUGGAGCUGGACGAGAAGCUCUGAGCGCCCAGCGGGCAGGGCCGGAGGAGGUGUGGGGGCGAGAGGGGUUGUUCUCCUACGCCUAAGAGGAACACAGCAGCUGUUCCUGGCUGUGCCCACCACCCUUCCCAGAACCCUCGGACGGUGCCAGGGCCGCCCGCGUCCUCGCCAGCCUCCCAGCAGCAGGCGCGCCCUUCCGGCCGCGAGCUGUCCCGCGUGCGGGUCCCCUCCUGGCCGGCAGAGGGCGCAGGAGCCCAGGAGAUGGCCUCAGCGUGGCCAGCCUGCCAAACUGACCAGGGGACGGCCACGGUCCCCGCGUGCACUUUAGGGCCGGUCAGGCCCUAAAGUAUUCACUGAGCACUUAGGAAGACCGGGCAUUGGGCUGGUGUCAUGAAGAAUACUGGAAUAUAGGAGCCCUUUCCCUGAUGAAGAGCUGCCUAAAUCACCUGCUGAAAAACACUGCGUUUGUGAUUUCUGCUCUUUCACAUGUUGCAGAGGCCCACGUCUACACUUCCUCCUGCUGGAUUUGGAGUCUGGGGAAAGGCGUUGGGGAAAUGAAAGGUGAAACCUGAAAGAAGGUUCUCUUCUGGGUCCCUAUGAAAAGGACACCUUGUGAAGCAGAGGAUAAAGCCCUCAAAAGGCUGCUGUAACAAAAUACCAUAGAUUGGGUGGCUUACAAGCAACAGAGAUUUAUUUCUCACAAUCUGGAGGCUGGGAAGUCCAAGAUCAAGGUGGCAGCAGAUUCAGUGUCUGCUUCUACCAGUGUCUCCUAUUGGACAAACCCAUCAAGAAGGAAGAAGGAACAGGAGUCCGUUGAUACAGUCCACAGAGUUGAAACCCCCAGUGUAGAGAGCAGACAGAGGGCGGAGGAGAGUGGAUCGGGGGCAAGUGGAAGUUGUCCAGUAUGAGUCUUGUUCUGUCACCCAGGCUGGAGUGCAGUGGUGUGAAUAUGGUUUACUGAGGCCUCAAUCUCCUGGGUUCAAGUUAUCUUCAUAUCUCAGCCUUCUGAGUAGCUGGGGCUACAGGUUUAACCAGAACAGCUGCAGGUGGGGCCAGGAAGGGCAAGAGUGGAUCCCAAGAUCCUCCAGGUUGACAUGUCACUCCUGAAAACAUUCUGCUUUAAACAGAAGCCACUUCGCUGCUCUGACAUGAAUUUCUAUAACCAAGACAUACUCUUCGACCUAGAGAGAUCAAGGCAUGAAAAAAUGGAACUUCUCAAGGAUGAGGAAACAGACAUUGAGAGGUAAAAUAACACGACUGAAUCUAUACACUACCUGAUGGCUGAGCCGGGACUUAUCCCCAGGUCCAGUGGCUUCUAGAGCACACGUGUGUUACUACCACCCAUUCUGCCCAACUUAUGCAAGCAGCAGAGAAAUAAUAUGCAGGUUUGCUUUCCAAGGAACCCAGAUGAAGAUAGAAUGACUCAAAGAGAAGAUGUAUAGAAGUACUUACAGCAUGUGGCACAUGGUCUCUGUGCCUGGGCACCAAGCAGACUGUGGUAUCAAUUACAGUGGACCCUGUGCAUCCCUCAGCCAUCCAGGCAGGUGCAGACACUCCUCAGGCUAGGGAUAGCCUCGGGAGACUGACUCAGCCAGAAGGUUGCCCUGGAGAAGACCAGGUAGUCCCUGUUGGCAUGCUCAGAGGACGUGUAGAUCUCUCAUGGAUGGUCAGGACAAUCACCAGUACCAGGAUAUCUGGAUCAGGUAAAAGAUAUUCCAAGAGGAGGUUCAGUUCAGAAGGCAAAUGGGGCAGCAAUCAGCACUGAGAUCCCUGUUCAUACACAAUGGGUAAGAGACCCAGGGACCUAAUUCAGCCCAAGGGAAUGGGUUCAGGUGGCAUCUGGGUGAGAAUCAGGGCCAGCGACCAUCAUCUGGGACUGAGAGGACAACUCAAUUCAGAGGCAGAAAUUCAGAUUUCUUGAGGGGCAAUCUAGCAUUUAUCUUUGAAUUAGCAUGAAUUCUUAUAGAAAUGCAGUGUUGCUUUAUAUGUAUAUAAUUUUGAGUUUACACAAAUAGUACAGUAUUAUGAACCUUGUUCUGUAUUUCACUUUUUAAAUCCUAGCACUGAUUUUUUAAAAACAUUUUCUUUCAGGUAUAUUUGUUUAUUUAUUUACUUAUGUAUAACUUUUAUACAGUAACAUGCAAAAUAUUAAGUGUGUAGCUCAAUGAAUUUUUAAUAACAGCUUUGUUGAGAUCUAAAAUCUCAAUCACUGAUCAUAAAAUUCACAGUUUUAAAGUUUCAGUAGUUUUUGGUAUAUUCACAGUUGUGCAAUCUUUACCACUGUCUAAUGCAGAAUAUCUUCAUCACCCCCAAAAUAAAUCCUGUACCCAUUAACAGUCACUUCCUGUUCUUCCCUGCUCCUCACCCGUGCACCCAUUAGUCUACUUUCUGUCUUAUGGAUUUGCCUCUGCCUCUGUGGAUGUUGGAUAUUUCAUAUAAGUAGAAUCAUAUAUGACCUUUCAUUUCUGGCUUCUUUUACUUAGUAUAAUGUUUUCAAGGUUCACCUAUGUCGUGGCAUGCAUAAGUACUUCAUUUCUUUUUACUGCUCAGUAAUAUUCCAUUGUAUGGAUAUACCACAUUUUGUUUAUCCAUUCUUCAGUUGAUGGACAUUUGGGUUGUCUCCACAUUUAAGGUAUUAUUGACAUGAAUAAUGCUGCUAUGAACAUUCAUGUAUAAGUUUUUGUGUGGACAUGUAUUUUCAAUUCUUUUGGGUGUAUACCUAUGAGUGGAAUUCCUGGAUCACAUGCUAAUUAUAUCUUUAACAUUUUGAGGAACUGCCAAACUGUUUUCCAAAAUGGUUGCACCAUUUUACAUUCUCACCAGGAAUAUAUGAGGGUUCCAAUUUCUCUACCUCCUUGCCAACACUUGUUAUUUUCUUUUUAAAUUAUAGCUAUCCUAGUGGGAGUGAAGUGGUAUCUCAUUGCACAUUUUUUUUUUGCAUUUUCUGAAUGACUAAUGAUGUUGAGUAUUGUUUCAUGUGCUUAUUUUAGUGACCAUUUGUAUAUCUUCUUUGAAUAAAUAUCUACUCAAGUGUUCAUUGAA
Molecule: messenger RNA, 4910 nt
Organism: Pan troglodytes (chimpanzee)
Lineage: Eukaryota; Metazoa; Chordata; Mammalia; Primates; Hominidae
Gene: UNC5CL
Product: unc-5 family C-terminal like
Exons: 18
Coding region: 336-1892 (518 amino acids)
Biological process (GO): positive regulation of JNK cascade; positive regulation of canonical NF-kappaB signal transduction; netrin-activated signaling pathway
Cellular component (GO): membrane
Molecular function (GO): netrin receptor activity; protein binding
Source: RefSeq, a predicted model, not a curated record